This is a messenger RNA of Exaiptasia diaphana, 1989 nucleotides long. RefSeq names its product zinc finger protein 91. The coding region runs from base 51 to 1916 and encodes 621 amino acids. The record is from RefSeq and is a predicted model, not a curated record. NCBI's taxonomy places the organism in Eukaryota, Metazoa, Cnidaria, Anthozoa, Actiniaria, Aiptasiidae. Gene Ontology annotation, molecular function: RNA polymerase II cis-regulatory region sequence-specific DNA binding; DNA-binding transcription factor activity, RNA polymerase II-specific. The transcript has a single exon. Gene Ontology annotation, biological process: regulation of transcription by RNA polymerase II.
AAAGUGAUGAGAUUACCGGUAUUGAUGUCGAUGAGCAUAACAGGAUUAACAUGAACAAAUGUGAUCAGAGCCUAAAUAAAGCAAUUGCACAUGAACUAGCUGGCACCAGCAGAAAAAGAAGGCCAAUGAAAUGCAAGUAUUGCAGCAAGACACUUUCAAAUAGCGAUAAUAAUUGUAAAAUCCAUGAGUGCAUCCAUUCUGGCGAAAAACCAUACAAAUGUAAGCAUUGUAACAAAACAUUUACCCUUGCCACUUAUUGUAAAAAACACGAGGACAUCCAUUCUGGUGAGAAGCCGUAUAAAUGCAAGUAUUGUAGCAAAACAUUUACACUUGCCACUUAUUGUAAGAAACACGAGCACAUCCAUUCUGGUGAGAAGCCAUAUAAAUGCAAGUAUUGCAGCAAAGCAUUUGCACAUAGCAGUGGUUGUACAGUGCAUGAGCGCAUCCAUACUCUUGAGAAGCCAUACAAAUGCAAGUAUUGCAGCAAGACAUUUACAAGUAGCGGUUCUUGUAAAAUUCAUGAGCGCAUCCAUACUGGCGAGAAACCGUACAAAUGUAAGCAUUGUGGUAGGACAUUUGCAGAUGGCAGUGCCUGUAAAAGGCAUGAGCUCAUACAUUCUGCUGAGAAGCCAUACAAAUGUAAGGACUGCAGUAAGGCAUUUAGGAUAAGCACUCAUCUUAGAAGGCAUGAGUGCAUCUAUUCCAGUGAGAAGCCAUACAAAUGUACGCACUGCAGCAAGGCAUUUAUGACAAGCAGUAGUCUUAGAAGCCAUGAACGCAUCCAUUCUUCUGAGAAGCCUUACAAAUGCAAGCAUAGCAGCAAGAGAUUUAAAGAUAGCAGUUAUUGUAGAAGCCAUGAGCGCAUCCAUUCUGGUGAAAAGCUAUACAAAUGCAAGCAUUGCAGUAAGGCAUUUAUACAUAACAGUGCUUUUAGAAGCCAUCAGCGUAUCCAUUCUGGUGAGAAGCCAUUUGAAUGCAAGCAUUGCAAUAAGAAAUUUUUACAUAGGAGCAGUUGGCAAGUGCACGAACGCAAUCAUUCUGGUGAGAAGCCAUUUGAAUGCAAGCAUUGCAGUAAGGCAUUUGUGAGCCGCACUAGUUGUAUAAACCACGAACGUAUCCAUUCUGGUGAAAAACCAUACAAAUGCAAGGUUUGCAAUAAGGCAUUCACAGAAGGAGGUGCUUGUAGAAAACAUGAGAGAAUCCAUUCUGGUGAGAAACCAUAUAAAUGCAAUCAUUGUAGUAAAGCGUUUAGAUUAAAAAGUGGUUGUAGACGGCAUGAACGCAUCCAUUCUGGUGAAAAGCCAUACAAAUGCAAGUACUGUGGGAAAUUCUUCACAUUUAGCAGUAAUUGUAAAAAYCAUGAGCGCAUCCAUUCUGGUGAGAAGCCAUAUAAAUGCAAGCAUUGUGGUAAGGCAUUUUCAGAUUGCAGUUCUUGGAGAAAUCAUGAACGUGUCCAUACUGGUGAGAAGUUAUUCAAAUGUAUGCAUUGCAGCAAGGCAUUUAGACAAAGUAGUACUUGUAGAAGCCAUGAACGUCUUCAUUCUGGUGAGAAGCCAUUUAAAUGCAAGCAUUGUAGUAAGACAUUUGCGGCACGCCAUACUUGUAGAACCCAUGAACUCAUCCAUUCUGAUGAGAAGCCAUUCAAAUGUAAGCAUUGCAGCAAGACUUUUACACAAAUUGGUUCUUGUAGAACACAUGAGCGCAACCAUUCUGGUGAGAAGCCAUUCAAAUGCAAGYAUUGCAGCAAGACUUUUACACAAAUCAGUUCUUGUAGAACCCAUGAGCGCAACCAUUCUGGUGAGAAGCCAUUCAAAUGCAAGUAUUGCAAUAAGGCAUUCAAACAAAAAGGUAAUUGUAAGAAACACGAKUGCAUCCAUUCUGGUGAGAAGCCAUGCAAAAACCAAGUAUCACAGUGAGGUAUUCAGACAAGAGGAAAUCCUAUAUUGCACAAUCCAGUCAGGAGAUGCAGUCGUGAUUGUAAAACCCAUG